Trichoderma atroviride IMI 206040 is the source of this 1442-nucleotide messenger RNA. The record is from RefSeq and is a predicted model, not a curated record. Lineage: Eukaryota; Fungi; Ascomycota; Sordariomycetes; Hypocreales; Hypocreaceae.
UAGUUUCACAGUCAUAAGCUGGUACCGUAUUAUCAUGGCUACAUCAUUGUCUAGCUACAUGUAUUCUCGUGACGAGUGCCAUAGUGUGGUAGCUGCGCAGAAGCGCCACGUCACGUCUAAUCAGUAUAUAGGAAACAUUAACGUCGGUAUUAGUGUUUUAAUUGACAUCUUUAAGUUAAGAACUUAGAUAAAAGGAAAUUGAUGGUAGAUGUUCUUUAUGACCAAAGUAUGAUUGUACGCCACGGCGUUUUCUAGCCAUCUGGCUAGUGUUCUGAUGAAAACAGGGGGGAAAACAACUCAUCGGAUCAGUAGAAAACGCCAUUGGCGCAGGAUUACGUAGCUUCCAUGGAGCAUAUCAAAGUAUAGAAAGGGCCGCUCCCUUCUUAGAAACCUCCCUUAUUUCUAUUUAUCACUUCUCAGACAAAUCCAGGUAUUCUAAAAUGCGUUAUUCACGGCUUCUACAUCAACUGCUAGGCAAAGGCCGCUGGCAUUAUUGGCGCCACGAUCAAAAGUCCGCUAUUCUCCAGCUUCCGCUAGACAUUCUCCUUCUUAUUACUGAUAACCUGGCCUUGCACGAUAAAUUUCUCCUUUCACAUACCUGCAAAGCACUUCGGCAAGUCCUACUUCAAGACUGGGAUAUUAAGCUCCCACAGCUGUCCUUUGAACAUCAGAUCGCGUUUUGGGUAGGGCUGGCUUACACUUUACCAAAUCGCUGGGUCUGCCUAAAAUGCUGUAAACUACAUCCUAUUAACACCUCGGAUGUGCCAGCGGCCUUCACGCUUGUCAGGUAUAAUAGGACUGUCCCUUGCCUCCUUGAAAUAUCCCGAGGAAUUGAAACCAGCCAUUAUUCUAUCCAGCACUACCACAUACAGCUUGCACUUAAGCUCUCGCGCCUGGGCAAUAUAUAUCAACAAUACCUUGGGGCACUAAUGCAGACUUUUACGCGUACACUCUGCCCGCAUAUGCGUAUAAUAGGCGGACUUAUGGGAUCUCGCAGCUCAAAAAAAUCAUCUAUCAAUGUUAUAGUACAUUGGUGCAAGAUUAUGAGCCCGCGCGAAGGGUCCAUCCUGCUUAAAGAAGCUACCUUACUUGAGGAUGGCGUUGAAUUAGCUUAUGACUCACCAGGCCAGUGGGUAUUUAAUUCUUGUCUGCAUUGCCUUACAGAUUUCGCAGUCAUUAUUUCUACAGAUAAGCGAAAGGCAAUAAUCCGGGCGUGGCACGACUUUGGAAUAGAAGGGUCACCACUGGAUGCUAGUUGGAAGGCUCAUGUGAAAGCUAAAGAUGAGCAAUAUUGGUUUGAUGUAGUAGGUCUUCAUUUGGAUUAUACUCAUGGUAGUAUCCGGGAGUUAUGGUCAGAGGAUGUCUCUCAUGGGACCGGGACUAGUCACGCAAAAGUGCGAAGCGUCUUCACGAAGCUGAUAGAUGGCUGGAGUAAAGUAUAG